Messenger RNA from Paralichthys olivaceus (Japanese flounder), 1107 nucleotides. RefSeq lists its product as uncharacterized. The record is from RefSeq and is a predicted model, not a curated record. Lineage: Eukaryota; Metazoa; Chordata; Actinopteri; Pleuronectiformes; Paralichthyidae.
GCUAUUGAAUGACAGUCUAGUUUUCUUAUUAUGGUACCUUUUCUUUUUCAUAACUUAACCGACAUUGCCACUAAUUCUUUAUACCCAAGAUUCCACUCCAAUACAUGUGUUGUUUCAUGUCUUGUGUCAAACGUUGUACUAAAGUCAGAGUGUCUGUUCAGAGCUGUGCAGGACUGUGGCUCAUUAGAGUCCAUGGCCGAGUGUUUGUGAAAAGGAAGCAACAUUCCUCAGCUUCAGAAUGGGACUGCUUCACUAAGACCUGACAGCCCCUGUGGUUCCUGCAUAGCUAUUAGCGUACAGACUGUUGGACCACACGCUGGAAACCUCCGCCGCACUCUGACAGGAGAACAGGCACAGAUACAGGAUCAUAUCAGAUUGGUUGGAAACACAUAAAAUACGUUCAGGAUGGUUCGAGAGGUCGGUCUGGGAUUUCGUCAUGUGACACUGGUCUUCGUCCUGCUGUGCCCGGCCACAGGCUUGAUGCUGGCGGGUUUCCGCAGAGACGCAGAGGAUGACAGGGAGCUCAACAAAGCCAUUUUGGAAAUGCUACACAUCAAUAAAGUGUCUGCGAGCCAUCAGGCCAAACCACAUCCCUACAUGAGGAGGGUCUAUCAGCAUCUGGACUCGCUGGAGGCUCAAGACUUCGGGAGAUCAGAUGGAAUGCUGGUACAGAGCUUUCGGAGUGUUCUUGGUCCAGCUGAGGCUCCCCCAGGUUGGAUCUGGUUCAACGUCAGCAGUCUGAGCCCCUCCAUGCUGGGGGCAGAACUGGUUCUGUUCCGAAAAACCCUCCACCCCCGUCCCGUCAGCGUGACUGUCACCCUGCACGGUGUCACCGCUUUGCAGGGAGCCCUGCAGGAGAGUCCCGCUCUGGGGGAGAGGCUACUGACCCUGGAUCAGCGACCCUCGUCCGGAUUUGAUGUGUUUGAUGUGUCAGCUGUCCUGACAGUGAAGCCAGUGGAGGCAGUGGGUUUUCAGCUGCGUUACACAGACGAGAGUGGGAGUCUGGUCCUUCACGAAGCCCUGACACAGAGUCUGUACUGUCUGAAUAGAGGGUCCCUGAGUGAACCCUUACUGGUGCUCUACCAAGCACACCCCCUUCCUGUUUAA